This is a messenger RNA of Penicillium egyptiacum, 1359 nucleotides long. NCBI's taxonomy places the organism in Eukaryota, Fungi, Ascomycota, Eurotiomycetes, Eurotiales, Aspergillaceae. The record is from the annotation of a GenBank genome assembly.
AUGCCUCCCAAACCUUCUUCCCGUAAGGGCGGCAAGAAGCGUAUGUCCCAUACUCUGUCCCCUCGUCCAUCAUCCUCACCCAUCAGAAAGAAGCAAAAAGGUACACCAUCGACCAUCCGAGACAGAGCUAACUGCAGCCCCGGGCCAGGAAUCCCCAAAUUGGAGCCCUCUGCCGGAACUCAUACCCCAAGUGAGUACUGGAAUCAGCUUGCAGACCUUCAACGGGAUUUCCUCGAUGGCACUACACAAGAGAUUGUUUCUAACCUCUAUGACUUUGGCGCAGAGAUCAAAGCUGAGACACCUUCUCCCGCUCCCGUUUCUGUCGCCAAUGAUGAGAACGAGAGUGAGUAUAGUCUUGACUUCAGUCCUGUCCCAGGCCCGAUCUCAUCCCCAUUCCCAUGUACCAAGGAUGAUCUUACCCUAUGCCACGCUCCCACUGCUGAUCUCACUGGCUACCCUAUCUUUGUCUCCCGAAAUGGACGCUGGGACUGGUAUUAUCUUGCCUCUAACAACAAGACUACAGAGUCUUCCGCUGCCCCUGCCAAUGGUACGACCAACGGAGAUGCCAAGAACACAAAGAGUGAGUUUUCCGAUGAUCUCAGUCUUUGCCUAAACCAAUUUCCCUGUACUGAGGACGACAUCACGCUGUAUCCUUAUCCCAACCCUGGUCCCAAAUCCGCCAACAGUCCCACCUUUUCUUCUCAAAACGGACGUUGGGAAUGGAUCUUUCUCCCCUCUAACACGAUUACAGAGUCGUCCCCUCCCAAGGUAAAGAUGGAGGACAUCCCCGAGGCCAAUCCAAGGAUCCAGCGACCAAGCAACCCCGUCUCGACCACAUUUUCCGCCGCCGACCUGGGCCACUUCGUCUUCCACGGCGACCGGGACAGCGACGAUGAUAUCUCCACAGUGCCUUCACUGGUCGAAAACGCAAACAGGCAAGCCAGGCCCGAAAACCUAGCCGAGCAAGCCAGGACCGUGAAGCAUGUGAAGUUCUUCAUGAACAACUCGCACGACAAGCACUUCAUCCCCUUCGAAUUCCCCGCUCUGGUUGGCAACGAGAACUGGGAUCCCUGGUUGGCCGGCAUGUACCUACUUUUCCGCCAGCACUCGGUGUGGCCUGUUGUGACUGCAAGUCUUCAGCCACUGCCUCCUGGUCACAAUUUGUACCUGUGGUACAAGCGCAUGUGCGAUUGUGCAGUCGCCCUUAUCUACGCCAACGUCUCUGAUGUAGUCCGCAACACUCAUUGUUUCAUGAGUGCCCUGCGCGAUGAUGACCCUGAUGACUUGAUGGCUUACCUGUACGCUCACUAUGCCGAGCCUGGUUCGGUUCACCCUGAUGAAGAGUCUGAGCUUGAUUAG